AUGUCGGCUCCGCGGACAGCGACUCCCGCGCGGCGGCGGUCUGCUGCCGGGGAGGAAGGGGCUUCGCGGACCCACGGCUCCUACCCUCUCACCGAGCGGGAGCCCAGCGGGGUUCUCCGCGCCCCCGCCGCGGUCACUCUCUCGCCCGUGCACAGCCCUGACUCGGCUGCCGCUUUCUGCCCUUUCCCAGGCUGCUGCCUGCCCCACCUCACCCGGCCCCGCCCCACCAGCUGCAGCUUAGCCCCUAGGGACCCCCCGCCCCCCAUCCAUCAGACAGGAAGACAACCAGGAGGCCCGCAGGAGCAACUGGAGCCUCUUCAGGCCUCCAUCACAGGAACCAGCAGGAAGGAGAGGGUUCAGUUAGAGGACACAGAAUCUACUCCGGUCCCCGCAGGGGAGAAAAGGAGGGAGGGUCCCGGUGGGGUCUUGGCCUCCAGUCCAGCGCUGGGGAAAGGGGAGCCUUGGCGCCACCUGCUGGCCUCUUUGGCAAAGGAGGCAGCAGCACACAGCACAGGAAGGGAGCUCCGGCCCCAGAACAGCAAGUGCCAAGGCCCUGGGGCAGGAGCAAGCUUGGCAUGUCGGGGAAACAGAAAGAAGCCAGUGAGUCUGGAGCUUUAUAAGCAAGAAGGAGGCAGUGAGGGCAGCUCAGCCCCGGACUGCCGGAGUGACCUUGGCAUCUGUUCUUGCUGGCGAACGGCAGCCAGCCGCAGUGGAGGUCUGACCCUGAGGCUCCAGGGUCGGUCCACCUCCCACAACCCAAGUCCACGGAGGACCUCCCUCGUGGCUCUGCACAGCCUGGGCACAGCCAGCAGAGGGCGUCACCUCAGCCACAGUGAAGCCCGCGUUGCCCCAGCGCAGGACCGGUACCAGGAGGAGGCCCCAGCUGGCAGAGGCUGCCUUGCCUGCUGCUUAGCUCUCAGGAGGCCAAUUCCCAGAGCUCAGCAGUCUCAGGGGCUCUCCCAGCAGGAUCUUCAAGCCCAGACUUCUGUUUGGAGAAGGACCAUCUCAAGCAGCCCCAGCCUUCUGGAUCUCCCAACACCAGGGGUUGCCCAGGAGCCACGUGGAGCCCUACCAGGGAACCAACCGAAGCUUCCAGAGGUCAAGGGCCUUGUCCCGCUCCACUGUGGGGUGGGUAACGCUGCUGUGUGACCUGGGCUCCGCAUAUAAAGUGAGGGACUUUGCUUGA
Molecule: messenger RNA, 1186 nt
Organism: Symphalangus syndactylus (siamang)
Lineage: Eukaryota; Metazoa; Chordata; Mammalia; Primates; Hylobatidae
Source: RefSeq, a predicted model, not a curated record